This is a messenger RNA of Camelus dromedarius (Arabian camel), 2719 nucleotides long. It is a transcript of the gene SOX10, whose product is annotated as SRY-box transcription factor 10. Bases 289 to 1695 code for a protein of 468 amino acids. The record is from RefSeq and is a predicted model, not a curated record. NCBI's taxonomy places the organism in Eukaryota, Metazoa, Chordata, Mammalia, Artiodactyla, Camelidae. The transcript has 4 exons. Gene Ontology annotation, biological process: peripheral nervous system development; morphogenesis of an epithelium; negative regulation of transcription by RNA polymerase II. Gene Ontology annotation, molecular function: RNA polymerase II cis-regulatory region sequence-specific DNA binding; DNA-binding transcription factor activity, RNA polymerase II-specific. Gene Ontology annotation, cellular component: nucleus.
AGUCAGUCUCAGGCUGUCCGGCCAGGGUGGUUGGUGGUGAGGAUACAGGCUCUGUCCUGACGAGGCCGUGGCCUGAGGCUCAGGGCCCCCAGCCCCUCCCUCCCAGCCCACCAGCGUCACCCCCCCAGCCCCGAGCUGGACCGCACACCUUGGGACUCGGUUUUCCACUUCCUAAGGACAAGCCCCAGACUGGAGGAGAGGUCCGAGGAGGUGGGCGUUGGACUCUUCACGAGGACCCCGGCGGCGGGCCCCGGGGAGGCGGCCGAGGCGGCGGCGGCCGGGGUCGACAUGGCGGAGGAGCAGGAUCUGUCCGAGGUGGAACUGAGCCCCGUGGGCUCGGAGGAGCCCCGCUGCCUGUCCCCGGGGAGCGCGCCCUCGCUGGGGCCCGACGGCGGCGGCGGCAGCGGCGGAUCGGGCCUGCGAGCCAGCCCGGGGCCCGGCGAGCUGGGGAAGGUCAAGAAGGAGCAGCAGGACGGCGAGGCGGACGAUGACAAAUUCCCCGUGUGCAUCCGCGAGGCCGUCAGCCAGGUGCUCAGCGGCUACGACUGGACGCUGGUGCCCAUGCCCGUGCGUGUCAACGGCGCCAGCAAGAGCAAACCGCACGUCAAGCGGCCCAUGAACGCCUUCAUGGUGUGGGCGCAGGCGGCGCGCAGGAAGCUGGCGGACCAGUACCCCCACCUGCACAACGCGGAGCUCAGCAAGACGCUGGGCAAGCUCUGGAGGCUGCUGAACGAGAGCGACAAGCGCCCCUUCAUUGAGGAGGCCGAGAGGCUCCGGAUGCAGCACAAGAAGGACCACCCAGACUACAAGUACCAGCCAAGGAGGCGGAAGAACGGGAAGGCAGCCCAGGGGGAGUCGGAGUGCCCGGGUGGGGAGGCCGAGCAGGGCGGUGCUGCUGCCAUCCAGGCCCACUACAAGAGUGCCCACCUGGACCACCGGCACCCGGGAGAGGGCUCCCCAAUGUCGGAUGGGAACCCUGAGCACCCCUCAGGCCAGAGCCAUGGCCCGCCCACCCCUCCAACUACCCCAAAGACAGAGCUGCAGUCGGGCAAGGCAGACCCCAAGCGGGAUGGGCGCUCCAUGGGGGAGGGCGGGAAGCCUCACAUCGACUUCGGCAACGUGGACAUCGGUGAGAUCAGCCACGAGGUAAUGUCCAACAUGGAGACCUUUGAUGUGGCUGAGUUGGACCAGUACCUGCCGCCCAAUGGGCACCCAGGCCAUGUGGGCAGCUACUCGGCAGCUGGCUACGGGUUGGGCAGCGCCCUGGCUGUGGCCAGUGGACACUCGGCCUGGAUCUCCAAGCCUCCAGGCGUGGCUCUGCCCACGGUCUCGCCAUCUGGUGUGGAUGCCAAAGCCCAGGUGAAGACGGAGACUGCGGGGCCCCAGGGUCCCCCGCACUACACCGACCAGCCGUCCACCUCGCAGAUCGCCUACACCUCCCUCAGUCUGCCCCACUACGGCUCCGCCUUCCCCUCCAUCUCCCGCCCCCAGUUUGACUACUCUGACCAUCAGCCCUCAGGACCCUAUUAUGGCCAUUCGGGCCAGACCUCUGGCCUCUACUCGGCCUUCUCCUAUAUGGGGCCCUCGCAGCGGCCCCUCUACACGGCCAUCUCUGACCCCAGCCCCUCAGGGCCCCAGUCCCACAGCCCCACACACUGGGAGCAGCCAGUAUAUACGACACUGUCCCGGCCUUAAAGGGGUUCCUGUCACCACCACCACCACCCUGUCCCUUCCCCCAGCCCUUGCACCCUUUUCCUCACCCAUCUCAGGCCUGGUGGCGGCUGUGGAGCAGGCUGCAGAGGCUGACAGCUGGGGGAAGGCCUUCUGUCUGGCUCAUUGCCUUUGAUGACCCCACCCCAUCCAGUCUGGGCUCCAGCCCAGGCACAGCCCUGGGCAACUCGGCUGGGCAGAGGAGAAGGAGGUUGAUUGUUGCCCCUAGACUGAAAAAUGAGGGGCUGCACCUUCCCCCCAGGAAUGACCCUCGGCCCCAGGAUCUGAGAAGGCCCCGCUCAUCCUCCUCUGGAAGGAGGGGAAGCCUCGAGGGUGGGAUGGGAAUCGGAGGCCUUGCCACUCUGAUGCCCGUGUUUCCUCUUUCGUGGGGAAUGAGGGGUCUGACAUAACCUGUGCCUCCUGUGUUGUGUGCCCAAGCCAACCAGAGACCUGCAUCAGGGCCUGGAGCAGGCUAUGUCUGCCCCUUGGGGGCUGAGGACAGCUUUGAACAGCCUUGAUGGAGUAGGGGUGGGGUGGGGGCUCAGAGGGCCGUCUCCUCAUCCCUUGAGUGCCCCCUCCCCUCCUAAACACAGGAAGGAAUUGGCACAGAGGCCCCCUAGAUCCAAUUCCAUGCCAAUAACCUCAUUCUUUGUCUAAUGGAGAAAGAGGGCCCAGGUCCUCCUUCACUGCAACCUCGCAGACUUUGAGGCACAUCCCAGGAGGCAAGGAGGCAGGGGCUCCGGGAAAGGAUUCGGAGACAAUUCAGACCCUUCCUCCCGGGCCCCCGCCAACUCUCUCUUCCCUCCAGGCUCUGUGGCCCCUACUCUGUCAGCCCCAACUCCCUGGGCUUCCCCGAGAGUUACAGCUGCCCAGGCCCAAGCCCUUGGCUCCAGGGAGACCCAGGUUGCUGUCAGCAGGCUGAAGACACUGAACUCCUGACGUGUACAUUCUGCCCUGGCCUUUUGCCCUUUGCCUCCCAGUGGUAUUUGAAUAAAGUAUGUAGCUCUGU